AUGCGCAUCCACGAGAGCGGCCUUGACCGCAAUCCCGACACACCCACCACGUCCAACACAUCCACCGUGCACACCCCCACCCUCGCUCCAUCCGUCUGCGCCACCACCACCACCGCCUCCUCUGUGGCUGACACUGACACCGCCGACUUCUCAUGCCCACACUGUCCACGCACAUUCACCUCACGCAUCGGCCUGGUCGGUCACUUGCGAAUCCAUCGCACAGAGACUGGCGAACCAGUGCCUGGAGCCCCCACCUAUACCCACCAAGCUCGUCUCAACUGCCCACACUGCCCUCGCACUUUCAGGCAUCGCAUGGGCCUAUUCGGCCAAAUACGCAUCCACGACGACCUGCGGUAG
Spirometra erinaceieuropaei is the source of this 357-nucleotide messenger RNA. Lineage: Eukaryota; Metazoa; Platyhelminthes; Cestoda; Diphyllobothriidea; Diphyllobothriidae. The record is from the annotation of a GenBank genome assembly.